GCGGUGCGCGCGGACGUUGCACCGGCCAAUCCCGCCUCUCCCCCCGUCAGGCGCUGCCUGCUUGGCGCCGCGCGGCGGGCUCGUUCUCUGCCCCUCACCCCGAGCAGGGGCCGUUACUGCCUUUUGGCGCUGCUGGGAGCGGCUCCGCGCGCGCGCAGCUCCGGACCCUGCGGGGGGAGGGGGCCUCCCGGCGGCGCGAGCCCGUCCCCGCGCGUGGGGGCACGACGCUCCGGGCGUGCGGAGGUCACACGGCUGCUGGGGGGGUUAAGCUGUCAUGGGUCAAAAUAGCAGCGCCCCCCAACCCUACGACUUCUACUUUUAGACCACGUAGCUGGGCAGAGUCAUUACUGAAUUCCUGUUACAAGCGUCCUUCCCGAGCAGGGUUCAGAGAUGGACUCAGAGGAAAGGACAACCAACAGAAGUGAACAAAAAUCAAGGAAGAUUUUAAGAAGUCUAAUAAGGAAGCAGCCUUGGGACCUUCUUUUGGUAAUUGGAACCGGAGUGAGUGCUGCUGUAGCACCAGAAAUACCAGCACUGUGCUCAUGGAGGAGCUGUAUUGAAGCUGUCAUUGAAGCAGCUGAACAACUGGAGGUGCUUCAUCCAGGAGACGUUGCUGAAUUCCGCAAAAAAGUGAUCAAAGACAGAGACUUGCUUGUAGUUGCACAUGAUCUCAUAAGAAAGAUGUCCCCACGCACAGGUGAUACCAAGCCCAACUUUUUCCAGGAUUGCUUAAUGGAGGUGUUUGAUAACUUGGAACAACACAUUCAGAAUCCUGUUGUUCUACAGUCAAUCCUCAGGCUAAUGGAGAGAGGCACUAUGGUCCUUACAACAAACUAUGACAAUUUACUUGAAAUUUUUGGUCAGCAACAGGGUAAACCCAUGGAGUCUUUAGACCUGAAAGAUAAGGAUAAGGUUCUUCAGUGGGCAAGAGGUCAUAUAAAGUAUGGAGUUCUUCAUAUUCAUGGCUUGUAUACAGAUCCCUGUGGAAUGGUGUUGGAUCCUUCAGGAUAUAAAGAUGUUACUCAAGAUCCUGAAGUAAUGGAGGUUCUACAGAAUUUGUAUCUGACCAAAUCCUUCUUGUUUGUGGGCUGUGGAGAGACUCUGCGUGAUCAAAUAUUCCAGGCUCUCUUUCUGUAUACUGUAAAGAAUAAAGUAGAUUUAGAACAUUAUAUGUUGGUGCUUAAAGAAAAUGAAGACCACUUUUUUAAACUCCAGGCAGAUAUGCUUCUGCAUGGAAUAAAAGUAGUAUCCUAUGGUGAUUGCUUUGAAUAUUUCCCGGAGUAUGUCCAAGAUCUAACUGCUCAAAUCUGCAAGCAGAGGAGUCCAGAUGCUGAUCGAGUGGAUAGUACAACACUGUUGGGGACUUCAUGUGUGGACUGUGCAAAGAGAAAGUUAGGAGAAAAUGACUUGGAUCUUUCUAAGAGAGUCAAACAAUCUGAUAAUGUUGAUACCUCUGCUGGUGACCUGGGCAUUGUAAAGAAGUUUGAAACCCAAGUGCAGGGCAACUGCGCAGGACCACCGGAGAGGGAAGCAGAGAACUGGGCUCUCAGUACUCCAGAGUUUCAGUGACUUUCUCUACCUGGCAUUGACUGUAACAACCCUGCUUCCUGGCAAGAACAACAACUUGGAAUGGCAUUAAGAGUUUACCUUCAUAUACCAUAGUAGCCUGCUGCUCUUAGCAAUUUUUUCUCGCCCAGAGUGAACUAUUCUCACUAUUACUAGUCCCAGUCAAGAGCAGGGAGUAACUGCUAAAAGCUGUUAGAAACUAAUUUAAUAAAUAAAACUAACGUUCUGACUGUACCCUAAGGUUAAAGUAAAAGUUUAAAAAUAGACAAGGAUUCAUUUCCACACCACCACAAAAAGGCAGUGUUAAAUAUACCUAAACUAAAAGUUGGAGAAGGCUGGGGUUCAAACACUUGAAAGUGAAACUGACACAGACUAUAAAGAGAUAUUUUAAGUAGAAAGUACGGUUGAAAUUAAGUUAUUUUUAAGAACUGCAAACAAGGGUAGCACAUUGUGUGUGUCGUCAUUCGGACAACUUGCUUGCAUAUUUUAUUUCUUCCCCACCCACCCCCUUUUUCAUCUAUUUUCUUAUUCCUGGUUCCUCUUCCAAGCUGCUUUAUGUGGGCAUGCCCCUGCACCUUCGACUGAAUCAAUUAAGCUCCAUAUGCCCAGAGGGCUAUCAGCACAAAGCUGCUUACAAGAUCUGAACCUUAAACUGUAAGCUCCUUGGAGCAGGCACCAUCUUCAUAUUUUAUAAAGCACAAAUAUCUGA
Molecule: messenger RNA, 2275 nt
Organism: Malaclemys terrapin pileata
Lineage: Eukaryota; Metazoa; Chordata; Testudines; Emydidae
Gene: SIRAL2
Product: family with sequence similarity 118 member A
Exons: 9
Coding region: 391-1569 (392 amino acids)
Source: RefSeq, a predicted model, not a curated record